AUGAAGCUUGCAGUGAGCUUUGUGGAGCUGGAGCUUUUUCGGGUGGACAAAUACCUGCAUCAUCUUCAGCUCUCAGAUGAGACUUUGAUGGACUUGUCAAUAAGAUUUCGACGAGAGAUGGACAAAGGCUUGUGUAGAGACACCCAACCCACAGCUGCUGUCAAGAUGCUGCCCACAUUUGUGCGCUCAACCCCUGAUGGAACAGAACAAGGGGAAUUCCUGUCCCUUGACCUUGGUGGAUCCAACUUCCGAGUGCUCUUGGUCAAAGUCAUGGCUGAUGGCAAACAAAAGGUGGAGAUGGAAAAUCAGAUAUAUGCCAUCUCUGAACACCUCAUGAGAGGCAAUGGGUCUGAGUUAUUUGAUCACAUAGUUGACUGCCUGUCUAAUUUCCUGGAAAAGAUGGGCAUAAAGGAUAAAAAACUUCCUCUGGGCUUCACCUUCUCUUUUCCAUGUCAGCAGACCAAGUUGGACGAGAGUGUUUUGAUGUCUUGGACCAAAGGCUUUAAGUCCAGUGGAGUGGAGGGAAAAGAUGUGGUCAGCCUUCUGAGGAAAUCCAUCAAAAAGCGAGGGGACUUUGAUAUCGACAUCGUGGCAGUGGUUAAUGACACAGUGGGAACCAUGAUGACCUGUGGCUACGAUGAUCGUCACUGUGAAAUUGGCCUCAUUGUAGGAACAGGGACCAAUGCCUGCUACAUGGAACAGAUGAGGAACCUCGAGGUGCUGGAUGGUGAUGAGGGGCGGAUGUGUGUCAAUACAGAGUGGGGUGCUUUUGGAGACGAUGGUGCCUUGGAGGACCUGCGCACUGACAUUGACAGAGAAAUCGAUGCAGGCUCUCUAAACCCUGGAAAGCAGCUGUUUGAGAAGAUGAUCAGUGGCAUGUACAUGGGAGAACUGGUUCGUCUCAUCCUGGUGAGAAUGGCCAAAGAGCAGCUGCUGUUCCAGGGCAAGACUACAGAAGAGCUCCUCACCACUGGAAGCUUCAACACCAGAUACAUCUAUACCAUUGACAGUGACAAAGAUGAGGAAGGUCUGACAAGUGCUGAGAAGGUGCUUCGGGGGAUGGGUCUAGACCCGUCGGUUGAGGACUGCAUCGCCACUCAGAGGGUGUGUCAAAUAAUAUCGACACGGGCCGCACACUUGUGUGCUGCCACGCUAGCAGCGUUGCUGCGGCAGAUCCGGGAUAACAAAGCAGCUGAGAAGCUUCGUACUACUAUUGGAGCAGAUGGCUCUGUUUACAAGAAUCAUCCAGAGUUUUCCAGGAGGAUCCACAAGAUGGUGCGAAGACUUGUGCCAGACUGUGAUGUGCGUUUUUUGCAGUCACAGGAUGGCAGUGGGAAGGGUGCUGCCAUGGUAACAGCAGUAGCUUACCGUCUUGCUGCUCAACAUGCAGAGCGUCAGCGCAUCCUCGACACCUUACGUUUGAGCCGUGAACAGUUGCUGGAGGUGAAGAAGCACAUGAGUGAGGAGAUGGUGCGAGGCCUGUCGAAACAAAACCACGAGCAGGGAAGCCUCAAGAUGCUUCCCACCUAUGUCAGAUCAACACCAGAUGGAACUGAGCAUGGGGACUUCUUGGCUUUGGACCUUGGAGGCUCUAGCUUUCGGGUGCUGCUGGUGCAAAUGCACAGAGGAAAGAGACACAAUGUGGACAUGCACCACAAGAUCUACAGUAUCCCACAGGAGACAAUGCAAGGCACAGGCGAAGAGCUUUUCAGCCACAUUGUGUACUGCAUUGCUGACUUUCUUGAGUACAUGGGCAUGAGAGGAGCGUCCUUACCUCUGGGAUUUACAUUCUCUUUCCCCUGCCAUCAAAGCAAACUGGAUCAGGGCAUUCUUCUGAGGUGGACAAAGGGUUUCAAAGCCAGCGGCUGUGUGGGACAAGAUAUCGUUAUGUUACUUAAAGAUGCUGUUCGUAGACGACAGGAAUUUGACUUGAACUUUGUGGCGGUGGUUAAUGACACAGUGGGAACCAUGAUGACCUGUGGCUAUGAGGACCCCAAAUGUGAGGUGGGACUUAUCGUAGGCACAGGCACCAACACCUGCUACAUGGAGGAAAUGCACAACAUUGAACUGGUGGAUGGGGAUGUAGGUCGUAUGUGCAUCAACAUGGAAUGGGGAGCAUUUGGUGACAAUGGUGAACUUGAUGACUUCUGUACUCAGUUUGAUCUUAUUGUCGACGAGUGCUCCAACAAUCCGGGUAAACAGAGAUAUGAGAAGAUGAUCAGUGGCAUGUACCUGGGGGAGAUAGUGAGGAACGUGUUAAUGGAAUUUACUGAAAAGGGGCUACUGUUCAGAGGCAAACUGUCUGAGCGACUCAAGACCCGGGGCAUUUUCGAGACAAAGUUCCUGUCACAGAUUGAAAGAGACCGUCUGGCCAUGCGACAGGUCCGCUCAAUUCUGCAACACCUUGGUCUCACCAGCUCCACCUGUGACGACAGCGUGGUGGUGAAGGAGGUGUGUAGUGUGGUGGCACGGCGUGCGGCUCAACUCUGUGGUGCUGGUUUAGCCGCUGUGGUCGACAAGAUACGACAGAACCGCAACUUGAAUCAGCUCUCCAUCACUGUGGGAGUGGAUGGCACCCUUUAUAAGACACACCCUCAUUUCUCCAGUGUCAUGCAAGAAACGUUGCAGGAUUUGGCUCCGCAGUGUCAGGUGACUUUCCACAAGUCAGAGGACGGAAGCGGAAAGGGAGCAGCACUGAUAACAGCUGUGGCCUGUAGGGUCAAUAGUGAAGGUCACCAUUAAAUAACCAAGACGUUAGUGGUCAGGUAGAAUCAUAAUGCGGCUGAUUUCUGUGCUGAAUAGUUACAAACACUCUGUGUUUUCUUCUGUUGUUCCUAAAUGCAUCUGUGAGAAGGGACUUGUUAGGAUUGUGUUAAAUAUUAAAACAAUUUUUUCAUCACAAUAAAUGAACAUAUUUAUGGUGAGAGCUGCCACCAAGGUCAGCUGAUGUUAGACAAAUGGCACCUUCGAUUAAAUAUGUCUGUUACAGUCUGAUCAUUCUGAUAACUUAGUCUGUGAUCUGUUUUGAGUCUAAGAACAUUACAAAGUGCAUCAUGAUAAAAAGAAAGAGAAAACAAACUACUGGAAAGAAAUUGUGAGGAGUUGCAUUACAGCAAAACAAGGAAUCUAUAUUUUGCAUUCAGAGUUUUUGUAUUCUUAACGCUAAAUCGCUUGUCUCAUCAGUUUGAGUUGAGUGUCUGCCUUUAAUAAGAAAAAUGUUAGAUUGACCAGGACUGACUGGAACCAAAGCUUAGUCAUAUGUUUUUCAGUUCUAGCACGUCUCAAACCUCUGUGCAUAGCCCAGUGCUUUCUCUUGUCAUCUGGCGCAAUGAAAUAGAGCCUUUGAAGAGCAAUUUGUCUAAUAUACUUUUAAACAUGUUUAUUUAUUUGUUCACUUUUGUACUACAUGAAUUAGCACCUUUUUAAUUGGUGCAUUGUACAAAGACAAAAUAAAUGUCUGUUCUGCAAUGUUGCUUUAGAGAGACAUUUUUACUGAAUCAGAGAAGAUUGAUGGGCAUUUGUUGUUUUCCCUGAAAUACCUUUAAUAAAUUCUUAUUGACUUGUGCACUAGUUUAAUAUCUUGUUUCUGUAUCUCAAAACUAAACUUUUUACCAGAUCUUUGUUGUCAUUGUAAUAAUAAUAGUACGACCUGUAUGAUUGUAACAAUAAUAAAGUCAUGAAAGGGUUACAGUUUGAUUAGGAGACAUUUUUGUUUUGUGUAAGACCAUUGUUGUCAUGGUUACAACCUCUCACCAAUAUGGACUGUGUCACUCUAUAUAUUUAUUGC
This is a messenger RNA of Paralichthys olivaceus (Japanese flounder), 3787 nucleotides long. Lineage: Eukaryota; Metazoa; Chordata; Actinopteri; Pleuronectiformes; Paralichthyidae. The record is from RefSeq and is a predicted model, not a curated record.